AUGAUGCAGGUUAAACUCAAUCAAAUAGCUAAAAGAGCGAAGCAAGAUAAAAGGCUAAAAUUCACAUCAUUAAUACAUCAUGUGAAUGAGGCUAAUCUUGCAGAAUGCUAUCAAGAACUAAAAGCUAAUAAAGCUUGUGGGGUUGAUGGUGAGACAGUUGAAUCAUACGGUAUUAAUCUAGAAGAUAGGCUUAGUCAAUUAGUGAAAUCGAUGAAGUUGAAGCAAUAUCGUCCUAAACCAGUAAAGAGUGUAUAUAUCCCAAAACCUGGUAAGAAUGAGAAGCGUGGUCUUGGUAUACCAUCAGUUGAAGAUAAGUUAGUUCAAAUUAUGCUAAAGAAAAUCUUAGAACAGAUUUAUGAAGCCGAGUUUUUGGAGGUAUCUUAUGGAUUUAGACCUAAGUUAAGCUGUCACGAUGCAUUAAGAGCAUUAGACAAAGCGGUGAUGACUAAGCCGAUUAAUUAUAUUGUAGAAGUAGAUAUUAAAGGGUUCUUUGAUAAUGUUAAUCACUAUUGGUUACAACGUUGCUUAGAGGAGAAAAUUGUUGAUCGUAAUUUAUUGUGGUUAGUAAGAAAAUUCUUAAAAGCUCGAGUAGUUGAGGAUGGAAAGCAGUUAGUAACGGAGGUAGGCACUCCUCAAGGAGGAGUGAUUAGUCCAUUACUUGCAAAUAUCUAUCUUCAUUAUGUACUAGACUUAUGGUUUAAGAAAGAAAUUAAACCACAAGCAAAAGGACACAUGGAGCUAAUACGCUACUGUGAUGACUGUGUGCCACGAUUGCAAAGGAAGUUACAUGAAGCCAUAAGUGUAAAUUGA
Molecule: messenger RNA, 810 nt
Organism: Chrysoperla carnea
Lineage: Eukaryota; Metazoa; Arthropoda; Insecta; Neuroptera; Chrysopidae
Product: group II intron-encoded protein LtrA-like
Exons: 1
Coding region: 1-810 (269 amino acids)
Source: RefSeq, a predicted model, not a curated record